Messenger RNA from Tilletiopsis washingtonensis, 306 nucleotides. RefSeq lists its product as hypothetical. The record is from RefSeq and is a predicted model, not a curated record. Lineage: Eukaryota; Fungi; Basidiomycota; Exobasidiomycetes; Entylomatales. The transcript is spliced from 3 exons. The coding region runs from base 1 to 306 and encodes 101 amino acids.
AUGCAGAUCAAGCGUUCACGUCCCACCACCGCACCCGUGGCGCCACCCGUCGGCGCGCCCGUGCUCCUCGUGCUGCUCGCUAUCAUUGCGCUGCUCGGCUGCGUGAGCGCCCAGGACCAGGUGCCGCAGGACAAGCGCCCGCCGCACUGCGAGAACGUCGUCAUGUACCGGCCACGCGAUGAGAAGGGUCGAGGCUGCUGCCCGCCCGGUCCCGCCUGGAGACCUUGGUGCUGCUACAACGCAGCCGGCACGGGCGUCUUCUGCGGCACGCACACGCGGAGCGACGAGGAGUCAGAGUCAAAGUAG